UUUUUUUUAAAAAUUUUUGUGAGGGUUUUUUUUUUUUGGUGAGGGUUUUUUUUUAAAAUUUUAUGUGAGGGUUUUAGUAAACAAAAAAAACUCCGACCUCCCAACACAAAUCAGUCUCUCUCCUCACAAGUCACAAACUUUCAAAAAGAAUGGAAGGUCUGACACACUCAGGCUUCAACCUCUGGUACCCAACUCUAAGACCUCCAUUACCAUCCACUUCUUCUUCUAAGAAAGACUUCAUCCACCGCAUUCCCAUUACAACCACCAUCACCACCACCACAAACGCCGCUACAAAUUCCGGCGUAUCGACGUCAUUUUCCGGCGCAUCCACGUCAUUUUCCGGCAGCAAAUGGGCUGACCGUCUUCUAUCCGACUUUCAAUUCUUACCCACUUCCACUUCUGACACUUCCUCUUCUUCUUCAGCUCUUACUUCAGUUCCUCCCUCCCUCUCUCCUCCUGACCGCCAUAUUUCUAUUCCCUUGAAUUUUUAUCAGGUGUUGGGAGCUGAGACCCAUUUUCUGGGAGAUGGGAUAAAGAGAGCUUAUGAGGGUCGGGUUUCAAAGCCUCCACAAUAUGGGUUCACCCAAGAUGUUCUUAUUGCUCGAAGACAAAUUCUUCAAGGUGCUUGUGAAACCCUUUCGGACCCCAAUUCUAGAAGGGACUAUAAUUUAGGUCUUUCUGAUGCAUUUGAAGAGACCAUUCUCUUUGAAGUCCCUUUUGACAAGGUGCCAGGAGCAUUAUGUGUGCUGCAAGAGGCUGGAGAAUAUGAACUCGUCCUUCAAAUUGGAGAUGUGUUGUUGAAAGAGAGAUUGCCCAAGCCCUUCAAGCAUGAUAUUGUGCUGGCAAUGGCUCUUGCCUUUAUUGACCUCUCGAGGGAUGCAAUGGCAUUGUCACCUCCUGAUUAUCUCUUUGGCUGUGAGGCCCUGGAACGAGCUCUAAGACUCUUGCAGGAGGAGGGUUCAAGUAGUCUUGCGCCGGAUUUACAAGCAGAGGUUGACGAGACAUUGGAGGAGAUCAGACCACGUUAUGUGUUGGAGCUUUUGGCUUUGCCUCUCAGUGAUGAAUUUCGGAAGAAAAGAGAUGAAGGCCUUCACGGUGUACGCAAUAUAUUAUGGUCUGUUGGAGGAGGUGGUGCCGCAGCUAUAGCUGGUGGUUUUACUCGUGAGGAUUUCAUGAAUGAGGCUUUUUUGCAUAUGACAGCAGCUGAGCAGGUUGAUCUUUUCACUGCCACGCCAAAAAAUAUUCCAGCUGAAAGCUUUGAAGCUUACGGAGUAGCACUUGCACUUGUUGCUCAAGCUUUUAUUGGCAAGAAGCCUCAUCUCAUUCAAGAUGCCAAUGACUUAUUUCGACAACUUCAGCAAACCAAAUUGAUGCCUUUAGCAGAUUCCAUAUCUUUAUAUACUACUCAAGAAAAUCGUGAGAAAGAUUUCGCGUUGGAAAGGGGUCUGUGUUCACUGUUGAUUGGGGACCUUGAUCAAUGUCGGACAUGGUUGGGCCUGGACAAUGAAAAUUCACCCUUCAGAGAUCCAUCAGUAGUGGAGUUUGUUCUGGAGAAUUCAGGGGAUUAUGAGGAUAAUGAUACACUCCCAGGACUUUGUAAACUGUUGGAAACCUGGCUCAUGGAGGUGGUUUUCACCAGAUUUAGGGAGACAAAAGGGGUUCAGUUCAGACUUGGGGAUUAUUAUGAUGAUCCUAUUGUUCUGAAAUAUCUAGAGAGGCUAGAGGGAGGAAGUGGGUCCUCCUUAGCUGCAGCAGCAGCAAUAGUGAGGAUUGGAGCUGGAGCUCAUGCAGUAAUCGAUAAUGUCACGACUAGUGUAAUACAGGCACUGCAGAAAGUAUUUCCUCCUAGCUCUGGAGAAGAACGCAUAACACGGCAAGAAGAUGUUGCAGUUAAUGGCUUUGGAAAUGAGGAUGUUACAAUGGAGCUUGGCCGUGAUAACACUUUAGAUUAUGUGAAUUUAGCCAGUUCAAAUUUUACUGAAGAUAAUAUCGAGCAAGAAUCGGUUACUGAGAAGAUAAAAGAUUUAGGUGUGAAGGUUAUGUGUGCCGGUGUGGUGAUUGGACUGACAACUUUGGCUGGCAUGAAACUUUUGCCUGGCAGAAGUGGGUCUGCCAUUCCACACAGGCAUCUUGGUUCUGCUGUGGCUUCUGAUGUCUCCAGUGUGGGGCUCUCAGUAAAUGAAACUACUGAGGAGAAAGUACCAAAAAUGGAUGCAAGACUUGCAGAAGUUCUAGUUAGAAGAUGGCAGAACGUUAAAUCACAGGCUUUGGGACCAAACCAUAGCCUCGAGAAGUUGUCAGAGGUUCUGGACGGAAACAUGCUUAAAAUUUGGGCAGAUCGUGCCAAGGAGAUAGCAGAGCGUGGUUGGUUUUGGGAAUACGCCCUAGUGAAUGUGAUUAUUGAUAGUGUGACUAUAUCCCUUGAUGGUAAACGUGCUACAGUGGAAGCAACUCUUGAAGAGUCAGCAAACUUGACUGAUGCUACUCAACCCGAGCACAACGAUUCUUACAGCAGAACUUAUACCACAAGAUAUGAAAUGUCUUGUUCCAAGUCCGGCUGGAAGAUCAUUGAAGGUGCUGUCCUCCAAUCUUAAGUUGCAACCAAUCUGUAAAUAUUUCUCCAUUAUCUUUUUUCCACAUUAGUUUGUUGGCCAUACUUGAUGAUGUUAUGUUAAUUUUUAUGCUAAACAAGUUUGGGUCAUUAUCUUAAUUAGCCUGUUGAUGUAAUGCAAGUAGUUAGCACAAACUCCUGAACUCUUUUAUGGUUCAACUGUUGGGUUGAAAUUUUGUGAUCAAUGGUUAUUUUGGUUUCGUGCUUGGCUGUGUAAA
Beta vulgaris subsp. vulgaris (sugar beet) is the source of this 2829-nucleotide messenger RNA. RefSeq names its product protein ACCUMULATION AND REPLICATION OF CHLOROPLASTS 6, chloroplastic. The coding region runs from base 150 to 2594 and encodes 814 amino acids. Lineage: Eukaryota; Viridiplantae; Streptophyta; Magnoliopsida; Caryophyllales; Amaranthaceae. The transcript is spliced from 7 exons. Gene Ontology annotation, cellular component: chloroplast inner membrane. Gene Ontology annotation, biological process: chloroplast fission. The record is from RefSeq and is a predicted model, not a curated record.